Messenger RNA from Daphnia pulicaria, 924 nucleotides. RefSeq names its product E3 ubiquitin-protein ligase TRIP12-like. NCBI's taxonomy places the organism in Eukaryota, Metazoa, Arthropoda, Branchiopoda, Diplostraca, Daphniidae. Gene Ontology annotation, biological process: protein polyubiquitination; DNA damage response; regulation of double-strand break repair. Gene Ontology annotation, cellular component: nuclear speck. Gene Ontology annotation, molecular function: ubiquitin protein ligase activity. The record is from RefSeq and is a predicted model, not a curated record. The coding region runs from base 1 to 924 and encodes 307 amino acids. The transcript has 3 exons.
AUGGCUGAAACGUGGACUUCGGGAACCGCUCCCAAAGUGUGUUCAAACUGGGAACCCUUUCUCUCAAUGCGACUUCAUGAGUCCGUGACAAUCCAAGAUUAUUCUGUGGAGGUUCUAAAUCUUCUACGAGUAUUAAAUGGACUCAGUCGUUAUUGGGGAUCGUUGUACGAUCUCGAUAGUUACGACCCUAUCUCAACUAAAGAUAAGUUUCUUCACCACCAUCUAACCCACAAGGUUAAUCAACACCUCAAGGAUUUUCGAAUGGUUACCACCGGGAAAUUACCGUCGUGGAUCUUUCAAUUGGCUGAUUCGUGCAAGUUUCUGUUCCCGUUGGAGACACGAGCACUUAUUUUCCACAUGGCAACAUUUGACCGUGAGCGUGCUUUGCAGCAACUCAAGGUCUUCAGUCCUGAUUCGGUGGGAGCUAGGAUCGCUGAUAUUACUGGCCUGCUUCCAACUAAGCAGAUUACCGUAAAUCGCGAUUUUAUUUUGGACGAAACUAAAGUUGCAUUUGACAGGAUGUUGAAAUAUGACAAUUCUGCAAUUUCAGAAGUCAAAUUUACAGACGAAGUGAGUAGUUAUUUUUUACUGGAUUGCCAUUAUUAUUUAAUUGAUGUAUUUUAUUUUUCAGGAAGGACAUGGGGUUGGUCCUACAAGAGAGUUUUUUUCGAUUUUAUCGAAAGAAAUUCAAAGGUUCGAUCUGCAACUAUGGCGAGGAGAAAAGAACUCGGUUUGGAAGAUACCGAAGUUGCCUACGUUCACAGUGCCAAUGGCCUUUUUCCGUUGGCAAUUCCAUACAAAGUUCAGGUCGACAAGAUCAUUCCGUCACAGUUCGAAUACUUCCAUCUUUUAGGCAAAGUGCUUGCCAAAUCGGCCAUGGAUUCAAGACAGGUAUGUAAUAAUAGUUGGUACGAUUCCAAGUAA